AUGUUUACUCUUACUCUCUCCGCACAGGCGUCAGGGGUCACCGAUAUCCGUCCAAAAGAUACCCCCGAAGAUCCAUACUACUACACGUUCAAGGUCCAGUGUACGUCCUGCCGCGAAGUACACCCCAACUGGGUGAACGUCAGUCGAUUUGAGCAAAACGAAGUACCCGGGAGCAGGGGGGAGGCCAACUUCGUCUGGAAAUGCAGACUCUGUGGGAGGACUCACUCUGCCAAUAUAACUACCGAGCCAAUGGCGUUCGAUGAAUCAAAAGAGUCGAAGGGCAAGGGUCAGAAGAUCAUCGAAUUCGAUUGUCGUGGCCUGGAAUUCACAGAGUUCAAAGCAGAUGGUCAAUGGGAGGCAAAGGGUAAAGAGUCCGGGACAAAAUUCAGCGAGGUGAGCCUUGAAGAAGGUGAAUGGUAUGAUUUCGACGAGAAGCAAGGCGAGGAGGUGAGCAUCACCGAAGUCAGCUGGGAAAUCCGCCGAGCCUGA
This is a messenger RNA of Arthroderma uncinatum, 489 nucleotides long. RefSeq lists its product as uncharacterized. Gene Ontology annotation, molecular function: zinc ion binding. NCBI's taxonomy places the organism in Eukaryota, Fungi, Ascomycota, Eurotiomycetes, Onygenales, Arthrodermataceae. The coding region runs from base 1 to 489 and encodes 162 amino acids. The transcript is spliced from 5 exons. The record is from RefSeq and is a predicted model, not a curated record.